This is a messenger RNA of Darwinula stevensoni, 2504 nucleotides long. NCBI's taxonomy places the organism in Eukaryota, Metazoa, Arthropoda, Ostracoda, Podocopida, Darwinulidae. The record is from the annotation of a GenBank genome assembly.
AUGGAGCAGUUGCUUGGCAUGGACAUGGGUGUUGAUGCGGACAGGGACGUGGGGAUUCUCGCUGCCCCCCGUCAUGCCAUACCCACCCAACCUCCAGCAAUACUUCUCACCCGUUCCCGGCAACAUCUUCCCGAGUGUCUUGGGGAUGCCCCAGCCGAUGCCCGGUCCUGGACCGAGAUGCCUCGUUAUCAUCGGCUCCACCGAGGUCACUCGACCCACCAACACCUAUUCGUGUUAACUUUGACCAGCGGCCCUCCGUCCGAGGUGGUGGGAAGGCAGCUGUGCGUGACCCGGGAGAUGGUGAACGACGCCUUCACCCGAGCCAUCGGCCAGGCCGGGACCAGGUCGAUCGUCUACAACGCGAGCGACUCCAUCAGCAUCGAUGCCGUCGGGAGUCUGGGGGAGGCGAUCCACGCCACUGCUCAAGCGCUUGCUCGCAAGCUGGGACUGUCCCGGACGCAGGCGGCGAAGGACCUCGCGCUGAUCCCGACCGAGGAGACUGAAAUCGGGCGUGUGUGCCCGGUGCACUUCCGGGACGGUCCGCCCCAGCCGCCCUGCCCCGUGUCGAAGUACAGGUCUUACGACGGGUGGUGCAACAACCUGCAGCAUCCGGGCUGGGGGGCCAGCCUCACGAUCAUCAAGCGCUUCGUCACGGCUUUCUACAAAGACGGGUUGGGCAUCCCGCUGAGUUCGGCGCAGGGCAACCCCCUCCCCAACCCGCGUGAGGUUUCGUGGUUCCUCCAUCAAGAUCCGAGGAAGCACGAACGCUUCCUCACCACCAUGUUCGUCGCGUGGGGUCAGUACAUAGAUCACGACAUCGUCAAUGCCAUCGUGGUCCAAGACGCGAGUCGGAAGGACCGCAGCAUGAAGUGCUGCCCCGACCCAUCGACACCUCAGAAGAAGAAUCAUCCGGAUUGCUGGAACAUCGACAUCGACCGCAGGGAUCCUUUCUAUUCCAAAUUCGGGGAAACUUGUAUGAACUUCGUGAGGUCGCGACCCGGCGUUACAUUCGGUUGUCGUCUCGGGCCAAGAGAGCAGAUAAACGAGGUGACAUCGUACGUGGACGGGUCUCAGGUGUAUGGACCGACGCGGAGUAAGGCCAAUUCCUUGCGGUCCUUCAAAAGGGGACAGCUCAAGGUCGACUCCGGAAUCCUCGGGGCCACUUGGAAACCCUUGUUGCCGUUACGGCACGAAAACCCCGACGUCGGCUGCUCCCGAUCUAACGAUAACUCCUUCUGCUUCGAUGCAGGUGAUGGUCGGGCGAAUCAACAGACGCUCCUGAUGGUGAUGCACACGCUCUUCCUCCGUUACCAUAACGACCUGGCCGUGAAGCUCUCGUACGUGAAUCCCCACUGGGACGACGAGAGACUGUUCCAGGAAGCGCGACGGAUCGUGAUCGCGACCAUCCAGCACGUGACGUACAACGAAUUCCUGCCGACGCUGCUGGGGAAGAAGGUGAUGGACACGUACGGGCUGACGCUGGAGCCGCGCGGUUACUGGCGCGGUUACGACCCGUCGUGGGAGGCCGUGGUGUGGUCCGAGUUCGCGACGGCUGCCUUCAGGGUCGGCCACACGUUCGUCCCCUCGGAGAUUCACACUUACUCCUACAAUCACCGCUUCGUGGAGAAAUGGCAGCUGCGCGACCUGUUCAACAAGCCGUGGGAGAUGCACAAGGGGGGACGCCUGGACAACUUCGCCCUGGGGAUGGCGAAUCAGCCGGCCGACGCCUACGAUUCGGGUGUCAACGUGGAUCUGGGGAACUACCUCUUCCAGGCGGCCGGCAAGAAUUUCGGACACGACUUGGCUGCUCGGAACAUCCACAGGGGAAGGGAUCACGGGCUCCGGGGUUACGUCUACUACCGUCGGCUCUGCGGGUUGAGUCCCGUUGCGGACUUCGCCGAUCUCUACCCCAUCAUGCAGGAUAACCAGACCGCCUACAGAUUCUCGCAGCUAUAUAAGGACGUGCGUCACAUCGACCUGUGGUCGGGAAUAGUCAGCGAAAAGGCGAUCGAGGGCGCGGCUGUGGGACCGACCAUCGCCUGCCUCAUUGGCAACCAAUUCAAGGACCUCCGAUGGGGAGAUCGUUUCUGGUACGAGAAUCCCGGCUGGCCUUCGUCCUUCUCUCUCCCCCAACUGGACGAGAUUAGGAAAGUGAGCCUGGCGGGCUUGGUCUGUGAACAGGGCGACCAUAUCGCUGCUAUUCAACGCUUUCCCAUGCAGCUACCAAACUACGAGUGGAACCGGCGAGUGAGUUGUACCACGGCCGAAAUACCUCGAAUGGAUUUGAGGAAAUGGAAGGAAGUGCCCAGGUAUCCUGUGGUUCAUCCGCCCGGUUUUCUACCUCCGCCUGGAUACGUGUGAGACGGAAGUCUGGCUGCCUCCGUUUUAUUCUCCGGUUUUAUUUAUUUUCUGCAGAUGUUCUUGUUCGGUCGUGCCAUAUUUUGUUGCAAAUUUUACGAGAUUUUAUUGAUGCUGGCAUGAUAAAGAGAUUUUCACACUUUACA